Messenger RNA from Brassica rapa (field mustard), 8071 nucleotides. Its product is annotated as homeobox-leucine zipper protein ATHB-40. Gene Ontology annotation, biological process: positive regulation of DNA-templated transcription. Gene Ontology annotation, molecular function: DNA-binding transcription factor activity, RNA polymerase II-specific; sequence-specific DNA binding. NCBI's taxonomy places the organism in Eukaryota, Viridiplantae, Streptophyta, Magnoliopsida, Brassicales, Brassicaceae. Gene Ontology annotation, cellular component: nucleus. The record is from RefSeq and is a predicted model, not a curated record.
AUCUUGUUUUUUUUGGGUUUCAAGAUUGUGCACGUCUCUCGAGUGUUAACUAUUGCAGCCAUGUAGUUUCUUUUAUGUUCAGCAAGAGCGAGUUCUGUUGCUGUUGCUUUUCUUGAGCCAUCACUAGCAAACACACAUGAUCUAUAAGUUAAGCCUCCACGAAUAAAGUUUAUCUUGAAAAUUCCUACUUCAAAUAUGCAGCUUAUUGGGAUGAAAGCACCCAUGAUGAAACUAGCUGUGUGAUUGUUGUCCGUUUGCACACAAACAUGAUAUGGAAUCAAUAUGUGUUCCAGAGAUUGACACUAAAUUGUAGAACAAAGAUCCAUGUGAUGUAAGAUUCCGCACUUGUGUUUCCUUAUAUUGCUUUCCUUUCUUAGAUCAUUAAAACAAUAAUAAAUUGCAAAAAUAACUGGUUUAAGGAACCAAACUAUCAUAGAAGCCAAAAGACAAUAAAAGUGAUAGAUUCCAUAUAAUUUGGGAUUAAAUGGAUCUAUAAGUAAGUGAGUUCCAGUAAUGAAAGAACGUUUUAAGAACCAAUCACAGAUAUGCAGUUUACAGAAGACUCAACACUUUUCUGACUAAAAAUAUGUCAAUCAUGGUGUUGAGAAUGUUAGAUUCAAAUUUAUGAUUUCUUCUAAAAAUUCAUCUUACUACAACUUAACACCGACAUAGCAUAUGGGAAAUCUUACUCAACAAACAUAGAGAAUACUAGAGUGUACACAAUGGUGGCCAGAACGGACUCACGAUCAGGGAAGAUCCACGUCAAUUAUAAUAGGAUCACUUGAAACCACAAAUACUAUAAAUCAAAUUUGUAAUUUGCAUUUCAUUAGGGGUGGACAAAAAACCCAAACCGAAUCGAACCAAAUCAAACCGAACCCAAACCGAUCCAAACCAAACCAAACUAUAUGUCUAACCUGUUUGGGUCAAGAUUUUAUCAAUCCAAAUGGUUUGGUAAACCAAACCGAAAACCGAAAGUUUUUAAUUAGAUUAAUUAAAUAUGCUAAUAAUAUUAAGAUUUAAUAUAUUUAACCAUUUAACCUAAACAACUAAACAUAAUUUUAUACAUUUUACUUUUAAAUGAAUAGAAUAAGCAUAACUAAAAGAAUAAUAAAAGAAUAUGAAUCACAUACAUUAACAUCGAAACGGAAAGGUUAUUUUAUGAUAUAUAUAUUCGGUUUGAAGAUAAUAAUAUAAAAUUAUUGAAUUACAUUUUCUACAUAUUUAUUGUGAUGUUUGGUUUUACGUUUAAAUAUGAAAAAAAUAAUGAUUUAGUAUCAAAUGAUGAUUUGUUUAGGUUUUUAUAAAUCAUAUUUUUGUAAUUGAACUAGAACAAAACUAUAAAAUUAACUCGGUUGAACUGAAAAAUACAAACAAAACCAAAUUAAACUGAACCAAACACGAACCAAACUAAACUAAAACCGAACCGAAAUAAAACUGAACUAAACCGAUCAUAAACCAAACCAUACUAAUUUGGGUUGACUUUGGUUCAAGAUUGUUUAGACCCAAAUAACCCAAACCCAACCGAACCCAAACGAACCCGUAAUUAAACCGAAAUACCCACUCCUACAUUUCAUAACAGAGAGUGACAUAUUUAGUUGAAAACGAUAUCAAUGAAUUCCCAAAACCAUAUUUGGUUUUUCUAAUGACCCUUUUAAAUUUUUUGAUCCUUUUUUCUUGGCCUCGCCACUGUCCACAAUAGACGUAAAUCCAAUUGAAUUCUGAAACUACACCUGCACUAGAUUCCCUUACAAAUAAAAUGAUAUAGUUAAUGAAGUAAUCAAUUCCAUCAUAGACUAUAAAAUCAACGUACUAGAUUAACCAUAAAGUCCAUGUCUUUCUAUAGUUGUGCAUUUCUUCAGAAAUGACUCAAUCAGAAGACAAAGCUUUGACAAAAGGACUUGAAUACUUGUACUCAAAGUUGUUGCAUUGUAAUCAAACAUCAAGCACGCAAUCAUACUCUAAUAAACUCAAUUGUACCAGAGUAAAGUCCUGACAACAACAAACUUUUCAGGUAAACACACAUAAAGUUCGUAGCUUUCUAUAGUUGCACAUGAUUUACACAUGAUAACGCAAUCUUUUUUUGCAGACAAUUUAGAACCGUAACACAUCUCCAAGUGAGUUAUUAUUUAUCUUGAUCUCUCUAGGAAGGUAACUGUCUCGUUUGAUCAGCAGCGUGUUCUGAAUUGCAAUGAGAUUAGAGAAUCAUGAAUUGCCAUAUUCUCAUUUCUAAAUAGAGCGCAUGACUAUGAUUUCCAGGGUACUUGCAAUUUCUGCAAGAAGGGAGACAAAUGGAACCAUUAAAUAUUUUCUUCUCUUAAGAGCUAGAUGACUCCGAAAGGAUCUCUGAAUUUCUGAAAAUCUUAUCCAAGAGAUUUAACUCUAAAUUCGUCUUAGCAAAAGCUGAGUUUUGUUUAACCGAAGAAAUGGUAGUGGGGUCAGUUCGAAGUUCCACAAUUGAAUUAAAGCGAGGAGAGCCAGUCGUAACAAGAACAGAGGAACCAAAAAUCAUCAGCUAAACACCAUCCGAAUAUGUUUGGAUUCUCUCGGCCUUGAAAACGCUAAUGUAAGGUACAACUACUAGCUCAAAUUUUUAAGGCUCUACACUAAUGUAGCAAAUAGCUUUUUCUAUUCUAGUCAUUCUAGAAUCUUGAGACUAAGAGCCGUCUUUGAAAAACAACCUGAAAAUCAUGGGAUAUCUCUUGUGAGGGUGAGAGGUGACUUUGGAAAAAUCCGGUAUGUGGGAUAGGAUUAAGCCAUUGAACCUUUGUCUUCUUUUUCGACUUACAGGGCCACCACGGGUCGGCCAGGUUGGCCCACUAGACUCACUGAAAGAGGUGAGAAUCGAAUCCCAAGUGCCAGGGAGUAUGUGAGAUAAGAUUGACCCAUUGAUCCCUUAUCAACAUCGUUAACCGAAUAAAAAAGAUAAAAUUGCCACUGAAAAUCAAAAAGAAUAGAUAAUUAAAAAAACAUAGAAUAUUUAAUAAAAACAUCAAAAUGAAAUAGAAAACAAAACCAAAAACACAUACGGACAUUCCUAACAUGGUAUCAAAGAUCCAAUUAGAGAAUCACACCACUGAAAAUCGAAAAGGUAUAAUUAAAAAAAAAACAUUGAUAAAAAAACAUCUGAAUAAAAUAGAAACACAAAACAAAAAACACGUAAGAACAUUCCUAACCGGGGAUCAAGGAUGUGGAUUUAAGCCCUUAUCAACAUCCUAGCCAGAUCAAGGAUCUGAAAGUGGUCAUCAUCAACUUGAUCACCGGAUUUGAAUUUUCCAUUAAAAAACGGAAGGAUAAAAGAAAAACAUAAAAAGAUUUUGGUAAGAACAUCAUAACUUUUAAUACUUGUACUUUAAACUCAGGACGCAUCCACCCCUUUUCCAUCGUCACCAAUAAUAUUAAUCUUUUAUACUAUAAAGCAUAAUUCAAUUGACGAUUUUGAGGUGACAUGUAUCAUCUAAAUUUUCUAUUAACUUGUAGAGUUUGUUUGAUACAUUAGUGCCAAUUUUAUAAGUUUACUAGGAAGAAGAAAUUUAUAUGUUUUGGUAAGUAUUGUUUAUUACUCUCUUUUUGAAUUGUGGUUAUAUUAAUCGACUCUCUUCCAAAAUUUGGAAACAAAAUAGAUGAACAUUAGGAUGACUAUCUGAAACACAAUCAACAGCAUUCCGGCAUUGUUUUUGAACCAGGUUUUUAAUGGUUUCUCUUUGAUUUUAAUCCAUUCCAAUGAACAUUUUUCGCAUUUGAAUCUCUGUAUAUUUAUUUAUUUCAUUUUGAAGUUUCGAGUGAAAAUAGUAAACAGUUUAGAAAAGAAAAAAAUAAAAUUUAUUGUUGUGACAAUUGGUGAAGAUGGUUUCGGAACCAGAAGAAUGGCCAGCAUUUGCAAGUUAUUUGGAAGAUUUCAACAGCCUGAAAGAGAGUUUUUCCAGAGCAGAGAUCAUCUAUGUUUUAAGAACGCAUAAUAAGAAGGCGGAUAGCUUAGCUCGCAGUGCUAGGAAAGUAUCGUCUUUGGUUGUUCACAUGGAUCAAGAUCUCCCAGUUUGGUUCACAGAGUCAAUAUGAUUCUGUAAAGUUGAUGAUAAAAAAAAAAAAAAAAUUAUUGUUGUGAUUUUGAGUAGACAUUUAUCUUCUUUUGGAUGAUGAGACUAAUUAUUUCAAUAACAUGUACAGAAAAAUGUAAUAAAAAUCAAGUAUGUGUAUUUGUUAUAUUUCAUAUAGAAAAAUAAUUAAAAAGAGUCAGUGUCAUAUGAUUAAAAUUGGUCCUUUUUUGGUCAAAAAAAUUGGUCUAUAACCGAGCUUAUGAAAUUAAUCUUUUUUGUUUGCUUCCGAGAACAAAUUUAAUGUCAUAUAGAAAUAUAGAAAUUAAGAAAGUGCACAUUUUAUUUUUUAUGCAAGAUCUUUUGUCAUUAUCUAAAAUGCUCAAUGGAUUUGUUAUAUCUUAAUAAAAAAAGAGUUAGAUUUCUUUUCUAUGGCCUAUGAAGCUAGGACAUGAAUAUAUCCAAAUAUCACAACUUUUUAUUUUCAUUCAUAGCUAUUUACAUUUAUUUAUUCAGAGCCAAUGCUAUUCUAAUCAAUUAGAGUUGUACAAAUAUUUUCGAAUUUAGAAAGAAAUAGUAUUAAAAACAGUAAGUAAAUAAACAAUCACCACUUUAGUAAUUACCGUGAUUAAAAAGCGGGUUAAGCGAAGAUUUAACAGUCACCAGAUCAUUAAUCAGGUCAGCCAAAACGGCCCUGUGUAACUUUCGAUCAAUAUUGAGUUGGGCUAAGUUUGUUGGUUUCAUAUUACAAGUCUAUGACCAGUUAUUGGGCUUUAUAGUUUUUAGCCUGUGUGAUAUCUAUUAGAAGCCUUUUUAAUAUAGGUUUAAUUCAUAUUGGGUUUAUUUUUGUCAACACUGUUAUUUAUAGAUUAGAAAUCUAUCAACCUACUAACGAUGUUUAAAUGUAUAAUCUAGCCUAGAAUAGUUUUCCUUUUUGGUUAAAAAUGUUAAGUUGCUUAGAAUAGUUGUGGAAACUAACUCCAGUGUCUCACUUGUGUUGUAUUUGACAUAAAGUUUUCAUGUUUUUGCGAUUCAAAUAUACAGUAGUUUGAUUUUACAUGUAUAAUUAUUAGUUAGUAACUUAGCAUGCGUACAUAUUUUCGAGUGAUCAUCAUCGAUCUUUUUAUAUAAGUACGUAUCUUUCUCUCGAUCUCAUUUUUUGUAUCCAUAUCAAUAUCCGUUUAGGUUUGAUAGAUCGAGACGUUUUUUCUUUGAAUUGUUUCAUAGUACAUCGAAGUAUGUAUUUCUGAUCUUAAAGUUAAAAAAAAAUGUAUUUUUGAUCUCUAAAUGGAUAAGCGUCUUUAUGCAUGAGUGUAUAGUGUGCAUGUGCCUCUAUAUACCUAACUAUUUUUACUAAUGAUUGUAGGAAUAUUUUUUUUGUAGGAAUUUUCAAUUGUAACUGAUAUGAUGGUUGCCGUCUUAGUGGCUAACCCGCGGGUCUCUUUUUACGUGGUUGAAAGCGUACUAUUUAAUUAACGUAGUCAAAUUGACCUAAUAUUUAUCAUCUUACCUAAGAUCUUAAUAUAAAGUUGCAUAAAAUUAUCAAUCAUAGUGUUACAAUUUUUAAAUUCGUUUGUUAAUCAGGAGAAUAGUUAAUAGAGCCGAAAGGUCAAAUUUCAGCUAUUGGUUAUAAGUAAAUGAAUUUCUAAUACGAUUAGAAUGUGAAAGAAGAUAGGCAUUUCAAUAUGUUAAUACAUUUUUUGGUAUUUAACUAUUUUAUUGUAGUUAUUAAGAGCUAAUAUAGAUCGUACCUGAUUGGAUAAUGCAAUAAUUUGUAGCAGCCAAUCGAAAUAUGUAUUAGUGUUAUAAUAAGAUUUAUUAAUUUAUUAAGACCAUACUUCAUGUUGUGCUAUUUAUAACCUUGGACCACCAUGAAAACAUACAAUAUCGCGUUUAAAGCUGCAAGAGUGGAGAUAGAAAGAAUAUUGUAAAUUUAUAAUAACAAAUUAAGACUGAUUAUGAGAUUGUUUUAUAAAACAAUACGUUAAACCGAAAACCCCACGAAUCUAUGGGGCCACACCCAAGAGCAAUCUAGAAAAAACUCCGUAUGUAGCUGUCAUUAGGGACGCUUGUGGAGUAAUUAGACAUGCCACGUUUCCAAAAAUGGAAAUUUAUAAUCUUAAAUUAAGGAGCUAGUACAAGAUUUGUUUAAUUGCUAACCAUGUGCUUAAAGCUCUAAUCGUGAUUUGGGAUGUAGAAGGAACCAAAGAGACAGGUUGGCUGACUAUAUUUAUAUUUGUUUAAACUUUUACUCGACGUGAGUGUUUUCUGGACCGUCCACGUUGUGCCUUGGCAUUGAAUGUUUGAUCGUAAACAUUGUGGUGGUGAUUAGUGUCUUAAUCGAGUAACUGAGAAUCUUAAAUUUUUAUUUUAAAAGAACCAAAAGGUUUAGGAUUAAUUAGCUGUUUAGAGCUUUGUCAUGUUUAUAAUCCACUAGAGAAUGAUCCACGGAGUUCUAUUGGAUUUUAAAACCAAAGAAUUUCAACAAUCAACUACUUCAAGUAGUCUUCAAGUAUAAAAAUUCUGAUUAUCAUUUUACCAAAAAGAAAAGAGUACUGAUUAUCAAAAUUCAGAAAUCAGCAAAUGAAAAGAAGUAAAAUACUGCGUAUGCUUUAUUUUACCUUUCUGUUAGUGAAAUUGUGAAAUUUAUUAUUUACUGGCAAAACGUGGAUUAGGUGAAUUUUUUUAUUUCCUUUUGUGCUUAUUAUUAUUGAAAAGAAACCCAACCAAAGACUUGAAGAGCUAGCUCAAUUUUUCAAUUUGCUAGUGCAAAUUUCUCAAAUGCAUGCAUAUUAUUAUCUAAUAUAAUAUAUAGUAGGUAACUUCAUCGGACACAAAUGUUCUUAGAAUAUUUCCAUGUAAAAUUCCAUUUUUCUUUUAAAAUGAGAUAAAUUCAUAAUAAAAUUAAAUUUAUUAUAAAUUUAAUCUAUUUUGGAGAGAAAAUUGAGUAAUGAACAAAAAAAUAAAAAAAAUUACUGGAAUGGAAAAUAGGGUGGAAUCGAACAAUUUCUUAAUACAUAUUUUAUUUUAUAGUAAAUUAUUGAAUAGUGUCGGAGAUGCUCUUUAACUAGAUUGUAGUCUAACAGAACGGGUUCUACAUGUGAGCUGGUUUAAAGACAAGAAGCCCACAUUAGGCAAACACUUCAAAAGAUAGAUUAAAAACUCAUUCUUGGCAACACUCCUUAUAAAUUACAGGUCUUUCUCUUCCACAACACAAUUUCUCACAGCUCACAAGUGAGACAAAUUACAACAGAGAGAGAUAGAUAUCCAAGAACAUGAACCCCACGGUGAGUGACCAUAACAUGGCUUUCAUCUCUCAGUUGUACCCUGAUGUCUACACUCAUAUAGUACCACAAGGAGAAGUGAAGCCACCGAAGCGAAGGAGGAAGAAGAGCAAAAGGGCGGUGGCUGCCGGAGAUGGAAGUAACUGCUUGUUUAAGAAGAGAAAGCUUACUGAUGAGCAAAUGAACAUGUUGGAGAUGAGCUUUUGUGAUGAACAUAAGCUUGAGUCGGAGAGGAAAGAUAAACUUGCGGCGGAGCUAGGGCUUGACCCUCGUCAAGUUGCCGUUUGGUUUCAGAACCGUCGUGCACGGUGGAAGAACAAAAGGCUCGAGGAAGAGUACAACCAACUCAAAAGCUCACAUGACAACGUCGUUGUCGACAAGUGCCGACUUGAGUCAGAGGUUCUUCAGCUCAAGGAACAACUCUUUGAUGCAGAGAGGGAGAUCCAAAGAUUGGCAGAAAGAGUAGAAGGAGGCUCUGGCAACAGUCCAGUUUCUUCUUCAGUCUCCAUCGAACACAAUGAAACGUCGUUUUUUGGAGACUAUAAAGUUGAAGAAGAUGGUGACGACUACGAUAACAUGGUUUAUCCGGUGCCGGAAAACAGCUACAUGGACGGAGAGGAGUGGAUAAAUUACCAGCUUAAUGUAAUAUUUUAAUUGUAUCAGUUAGUGUCGUGAACCAAGAAGGAAUAUUACUAAAUCAAAAGACUAUUUUAAUUGUAUAACGCCGAUAUAUUUCACGCUAGUGUAAUUUGGCAA